This is a messenger RNA of Pygocentrus nattereri (red-bellied piranha), 2425 nucleotides long. RefSeq names its product peroxisomal membrane protein PMP34 (gene slc25a17l). The record is from RefSeq and is a predicted model, not a curated record. The transcript has 9 exons. The coding region runs from base 219 to 1166 and encodes 315 amino acids. Lineage: Eukaryota; Metazoa; Chordata; Actinopteri; Characiformes; Serrasalmidae. Gene Ontology annotation, cellular component: peroxisomal membrane. Gene Ontology annotation, molecular function: ADP transmembrane transporter activity; coenzyme A transmembrane transporter activity; NAD transmembrane transporter activity.
GUUACAGCAAACGACCAGAGCCGGUUAAUGGACAACGCGGAAAUGCGGGGCAGGUACUGAACCGUCGGUUGUUCGUUCUGACCACUGUUGUCAUCCGUGAGAAUGGACUGAAAAUCCCAAAGGGAGCUAGAAGCUUCUCAGGACCAGCCGUUUCCAUCUUAAACCGCUCAGAGUCGCAUUCAUUAGCUGCUUUCUGCUGCUCAGAGACCGCGAGCAGAAUGUCUGAGAAUGACGGAGCAGCUGUGGGUCUUCUGUCUUAUGAGACUCUUGUCCACGCCGUGGCAGGAGCGAUGGGCAGUAUGACCGCAAUGACUGUGUUUUUCCCUCUGGACACAGCCAGAAUUAGACUUCAGGUGGACGAGACCCGGAAGUCCAAAUCCACCCCUGUCAUUCUGGCUGAGAUAGCAAAAGAAGAGGGGAUAAUGUCUCUCUAUCGUGGCUGGUUUCCUGUAAUCUCCAGCCUGUGCUGUUCUAAUUUUGUCUACUUCUACACUUUCAACUGCCUGAAGCGAGUGUUGGUCACAGGCAAGCAGCAGUCCAGGCCUAGCAAAGAUCUGGCCAUGGGCUUCAUCUCAGGGGCCGUGAACGUGCUCCUGACCACACCGAUGUGGGUGGUGAACACUCGGCUGAAGCUGCAGGGAGUAAAAUUCCGGAAUGAGGAACUCCACCAGACCCACUACAAAGGCAUUUUUGAUGCUUUCUCCCAGAUCAUAGCUAAAGAGGGAGUGGGGACUCUGUGGAACGGCACGCUCCCAUCCCUGGUGUUGGUGUUCAAUCCAGCAGUGCAGUUUAUGUUCUAUGAGGCCAUGAAAAGGAGGGCAGGCCAAGGAGGAAGGAAGAUUUCAUCAGUUGAGAUCUUCCUCAUUGGUGCCAUUGCCAAAGCUAUCGCAACCUCCGCCACUUAUCCACUGCAGACCGUCCAGGCUAUUCUGAGGUUUGGCCAAUACAAAUCACAAGAGAAAGGGGGUCUGAUGGGCAGCUUACGUAAUGUGGUGGAUUUACUAAUGGACAGAAUCAAGAGAAAUGGAGUGAUAGGCUUGUACAAAGGUCUGGAGGCCAAGCUUUUACAGACGGUCCUGACAGCAGCUCUUAUGUUUGUGGUGUAUGAGAAGAUUGCUGCAGUAACCUUCAAACUGAUGGGCCUCAGUAAGAAACUAAAGCACUAAGAUCUGUGGCCUUAUAACAGUAAAGCCCUGAACCAGAUACAGCCUUAUUACUUACCUACCUCUCUAACCUGACUCAGGCACAUGCCACAUACUAAGUCGUACUAACUAUGGCUUAAUAAUCCUGCGAGUCUUAUCGACAGGGGUUCACAAAGUUUCAGUGUUCAAGUAAACAUCACAAGCAUUUUUGUGUCAUUCAGAGCAAAAUGAUGGGCCUUUAGUGCUCUUUGUAUUCCAAGAUGGACAACUGUUAACAGCUGCACUUAUUAUAGGUAUUUGCAUGAUCUUGAUUAUAUAAACCAUAUUUACAGUGCACUUUUUUUUUUUUUAAUUGUUCAUAAAACAACUCUGAUGCACAUUCUCCAUUUUGGUACUGACCAUCAGUACAUGUGACCAGUAAAGGGAGAAGAAGGCACUGUUUGUAGAAAAGAAUGUACUUAACAGCACUGCUGACUUUUUUUAUGCCACGCCUCAAAAGAUCUGUAUAUGUCCUUGUAUUAAAUGCCCGAGUUAAAUGUAUCAUUAUACAUGUGCAGUUAGUUUAGAAACUUAAAGUGGUGUAAAAGAUUAACAAUACCCAUUUUACUCGUGUUUUAUAAACAUUUAAUUUGUUUGACAGUUUUGUAUGUGGACAUAUGUAUGACACUUUGUAAAUGCCAAGUAUAAAAAAAAGUUUACUUUCAUGUAAAAUUAAUAUGUAAUCACCAUCACUUAAUUUUUAUUAUCCAACAAAUUAUUCUACAGAUUACUGAAGCUGGGGUUAGUCAAUCAGAGCUACUUAUACAAUAUAAACAUGUUUACAUUAUAAUAUCAGUCUUCGCACUUGAAUACCUUGUGUGUGAUUCACCUUUGUUUGUGCAACUUUUUUUUCCUUUAAUUUACUUGAAUGUAAUUUUUUUUGGUCGUGUUGAAAUAUCAGAUAUAGAUUCCACUUGUAAUAAAAAGUAGUUUUGUAGGGGGAAAAAAAAACCCUUGUUCAUGCGUGCCUUAUAAAUCAAGAAACAAUGAGGGUAACAUACUGAAUCUUACAACAAAUUGUUUAUUUACAUUUAGCUUAAUACAAUUUAUGUAUAAAAGAGAGACUUAAGUGUGUAUUGCUUUGUAUUCUUGGAUAGUUUGUUUAUGAGACUUUAAAAGGCCCAUACCCUACAGCUCAGAGGUUUUUACAAGGUUAUAUACCAAAAAUCAGUCCUAAUUCAUUUUGACAUGACCAUUUUCCAACGUUUUCUCAUCCCUUACAAUUAAAAAGGAUGUUCUUGGUG